Molecule: messenger RNA, 309 nt
Organism: Nyctereutes procyonoides (raccoon dog)
Lineage: Eukaryota; Metazoa; Chordata; Mammalia; Carnivora; Canidae
Product: 10 kDa heat shock protein, mitochondrial-like
Exons: 1
Cellular component (GO): mitochondrial matrix
Molecular function (GO): ATP binding; protein-folding chaperone binding; protein folding chaperone
Source: RefSeq, a predicted model, not a curated record
AUGGCAGGGCAGGCAUUUAGAAAGUUUUUCCCCCCUUUGGCUGAAUUUUAGUUUUAAAGGAGUGCAGCUAAAACUGUAACCAAAAGAGGUAUCAUGCUUCCACAAAAAUAUCAAGGAAAAAUGUUGCAAGCAACAGUAGGAGCUGUUGGAUCAGGCUCUAAUGGAAAAGGUGGUGAGAUUCAACUAAUUAGUAUGAAAGUUGUAGAUAAAGUUCUUCUCCCAGAAUGUGGAGGCACCAAAGUAGUUCUAAAUGACAAAGACUCUUUCUUAUUUAGAAAUGAUGAGAUUCUUGGAAAGUAUGUGAACUGA